GCUGACAGUGAGCAGGCGCGGGCAGUCCACGGUUACCAAGGGUGACGAGUGGACGCUCAGUGAGUGAGAGAGACGUGCUGCGGCAGCCCAGUGAGUGCCGGACGGUAAGAGAUACUCCAAUAUCGGAAACCCCGGGAAUUCACUAACUGGGUGUCUGACCAAACAUGAACGAACCCGACCGAACCCAACCAAAACUGUCCGAAGCCUGAACAAAGCCGGACCGAAACUGACCAGAAACUGAACGAACCCAACCAAACCUGAACUAAACCUGAACAAAGCCUGACCAAACAUGAACGAACCCAACCGAAACUGACCGAACCUGAACAAAACCUGACCAAACAUGAACGAACCCGACCGAACCCAACCAAAACUGACCGAACCUGAACAAAGCCUGACCAAACAUGAACGAACCCGACCGAACCCAACCAAAACUGACCGAACCUGACCAAAGCCGGACCGAAACUGACCAGAAACUGAACGAACCCAACCAAACCUGAACUAAACCUGAACAAAGCCUGACCAAACAUGAACGAACCCAACCGAAACUGACCGAACCUGAACAAAACCUGACCAAACAUGAACGAACCCGACCGAACCCAACCAAAACUGACCGAACCUGAACAAAGCCUGACCAAACAUGAACGAACCCGACCGAACCCAACCAAAACUGACCGAACCUGACCAAAGCCGGACCGAAACUGACCAGAAACUGAACGAACCCAACCAAACCUGAACUAAACCUGAACAAAGCCUGACCAAACAUGAACGAACCCAACCGAAACUGACCGAACCUGAACAAAACCUGACCAAACAUGAACGAACCCGACCGAACCCAACCAAAACUGACCGAACCUGAACAAAGCCUGACCAAACAUGAACGAACCCGACCGAACCCAACCAAACCUGAACUAAACCUGAACAAAGCCGGACCGAAACUGACCAGAAACUGAACUAACCCGAUCGAACCCAACAAAACCUGACCCAAACCUGAACAAAGCCUGACCAAACAUGAACGAACCCAACCGAAACUGACCGAACCUGACCAGAAACUGACCGAUCCUGACCAGAAACUGAACAAACCUGAACGAACCCGACCGAACCUGAACAAAACCUGACCGAACCUGAACAAAACCUGACCGAACCUGCACAAAGCCUGACCAAACAUGACCGAACCUGACCAAAACUGACCGAACAUGAACAAAACCUGACAGAAACUGAACGAACCCGACCGAACCUGAACAAAGCCUGACCAAACAUGAACGAACCUGACCGAACCCAACCAAAACUGACCGAACCUGACCAAAGCCUGACCGAACAUGACCAGAAACUGAACGAACCCAACGGAACCUGAACAAAACCUGACCCAAACCUGAACAAAGCCUGACCAAACAUGAACGAACCCGACCGAACCCAACCAAAACUGACCGAACCUGACCAAAGCCUGAACAAAGCCGGACCGAAACUGACCAGAAACUGAACUAACCCGAUCGAACCCAACAAAACCUGACCCAAACCUGAACAAAGCCUGACCAAACAUGAACGAACCCAACCGAAACUGACCGAACCUGACCAGAAACUGACCGAUCCUGACCAGAAACUGAACAAACCUGAACGAACCCGACCGAACCUGAACAAAACCUGACCGAACCUGAACAAAACCUGACCGAACCUGAACAAAACCUGACCGAACCUGCACAAAGCCUGACCAAACAUGACCGAACCUGACCAAAACUGACCGAACAUGAACAAAACCUGACCGAAACUGACAGAAACUGAACGAACCCGACCGAACCUGAACAAAGCCUGACCAAACAUGAACGAACCUGACCGAACCCAACCAAAACUGACCGAACCUGACCAAAGCCUGAACAAAGCCUGACCGAACAUGACCAGAAACUGAACGAACCCAACGGAACCUGAACAAAGCCUGACCAAACAUGAACGAACCUGAACAAAACCUGACCGAACCUGACCAGAAACUGAACAAACCUGAACGAACCUGAACAAAACCUGACCAAACAUGAACGAACCCAACCGAACCCAACCGAACCUGAACAUGAACAAACCCAACUGAACCUGACCGAACCUGACCAGAAACUGAACGAACCCGACUGAACCUGACCAAAACUGACCGAACCUGAACAAAACCUGACCGAACCUGACCAGAAACUGACAGAAACUGAACAAACCUGAACAAACCCGACCGAAACUGACCGAACCUGACCAGAACCUGACCAAAACCUGACCGAACCUGACCAAAACCUGACCGAACCUGAACAAACCUGAACAGAACUUGACAGAAACGGAACGAACCUGAACAAAACUGACAAAACCUGACCGAAACGGACCGAACCUGAACAAAACUGACAACAACUGAACAAAACUGACAAAACCUGAACAAACCUGACUGAACCUGAACAAACCUGACAGAAACUGACCGCACCUGAACAAACCUGAAGAGAACCUGACCGAGCCUGACCAAAACCUGACAGAACCUGAACAAAUCUGACCGAACCUGAACCAAACCUGAACAAAACCUGACCGAACCUGAACAGAACCUGACCGAAACUGACCAAACCUGACCUAAACUGACCAAACCAAAACUGAACAAACUUGACCAAACCUGGAAUCCUGGUCUCCCAGUGUUGUUACUCCUUUGUCUGUCUCCCUUCAAGUCAGCGGUGCUACCAUAAGCUCCACCACGCAGGCUUGCUGCCUAGGUGUUCUCUUUGACUCCGAUCUCUCCUUCAAGCCUCAUGUUCAAUCUAUCGCUAAAUCCUGUAAUUUCCAUCUCAAAAACAUUGCGCGCAUCCGCCCCUACUUAACGCCAGAUGUGACUAAGGUGUUGGUCCAUUCCACUGUGCUUUCUCGCCUUGACUACUGUAAUCCGCUUCUCAGUGGUCUUACAUACUCCCAACUUGCGCCGUUACAGUCCAUAAUGAAUGCGGCGGCGAGGCUCAUCUUCCUGUCCGCCCGCACCUCCCAUGCCUCACCCUUCUGUCAGUCCCUACAUUGGCUUCCUAUAAAAUAUAGAGCUCAAUUUAAAAUUCUGGUUCUUGCUUUCAAAUCUCUACAUAAUGCUGCUCCCACCUAUCUAUCCUCCCUUAUACACAAGUAUGUCCCGUCUAGGCCCUUAUGAUCUGCUGAAGACUUACAUCUAUCUUCUGUCCGUACUCCCACCUCUGAUGCUCGCCUUCAAGAUUUCUCGAGGGCUGCACCGUUCCUGUGGAACUCCCUUCCCUCCUCCGUUAGAUACUCACCCAGUCUCCACUCCUUCAAAAAAUCGUUAAAAACCCACUUCUUCAUAAAAGCGUAUCAAUUAAACUGUUAAUAGAUCACGACUGAUUCCUCUCUUGCAACUGUCAUUAGUCUAAUACUAUCCUUACCUUUUUGUGUCAUUUUACCCCACUCCCUCUAGCAUGUAAGCUCAUUGAGCAGGGCCCUCAACCCCUCUGUUCCUGUGUGUCCAACUUGUCUGGUUACAACUACAUGUCCGUUCGUCCACCCAUUGUAAAGCAUUGCGGAAUUUGAUGGUGCUAUAUAAAAAAUAACAUAAUAAUAACACGGGUCACACCGCAGCCAAUAGAGAUCAAUAUAGCAGGAAAGCCACAUUAUAUCAAUUAAUGGAGAGCCAGUCAGAAACUAUUAUAACAUUAAUUACAAAUUAUACCGGUAGGAACAGCGGCCAGUGGGAGGUGACUGACAGAUUCCAUAUUAGAACACUGAGCGGCCAAUGGGAGGUGACUUACAGAUUCCAUAUUAGAACACUGAGAGGACAAUGGGAGGUGACUAACAGAUUCCAUAUUAGAACACUGAGAGGCCAAUGGGAGGUGACUGACAGAUUCCAUAUUGGAACACUAAGCGACCAUUGGGAGGUGACUGGAUGACAGAUUCUGUAUUAGAACACUGAGCAGCCAAUGGGAGGUGACUGGAUGACAGAUUCUGUAUUAGAACACUGAGCAGCCAAUGGGAGGUGACUGGAUGACAGAUUCUGUAUUAGAACACUGAGCAGCCAAUGGGAGGUGACUGGAUGACAGAUUCCAUAUGAGAACAUUGAGCGGCCAAUGGGAGGUGACUGGAUGAUCGAUUCCAUAUUAGAACACUGAGCGGCCAAUGGGAGGUGACUGGAUGACAGAUUCCAUAUGAGAACAUUGAGCGGCCAAUGGGAGGUGACUGGAUGAUCGAUUCCAUAUUAGAACACUGAGCGGCCAAUGGGAGGUGACUGGAUGACCGAUUCCACAUUAGAACACUGAGCGGCCAAUGGAGAUGGAACAUUUGACAGAGAUUCCAUAUUAGAGCAACGAGCAUCUAAUUAGAUGAUUACAGCAGAAUUUGAAACUAGACUGGGGAACUAGUUCUGAAAUAGAACUACAAGCAGCCAUGCUGAAGUGCUGUAGGGUUUUGGAGUGUUUCUUUUACAUAUACAAAUUCUGAGAUAUCUUACUUUUGCCAUGGUACAGCUCUGGCUCCUGUCAAUAAUUAACACUGAAAAUAUUUUUUUUUGUCCUAGUAAUGUUAAUCAUUUGUCUUAUUUUUCUGAAUGUAAUAGUAAAAUCAAGUGGGAAAAUGUGCAGAAAUUCUGAAAGAGGAAUAAAACGUGGCUAAAACAGAUUAUUUUGGCACUUUACAGAAAAGAUAAAAAAAUAAAGUCCUCAAGGUAAAGCAUCACUUUUAUGUAAGAAAAUAAUGAGUUUUCACACAUCUGCCACAACUGUGAAAGACAGAAGGAUUUGUUGCAUCUUAUUCCCUCAUGUUGUUAAUGAUAACAUACCAUAUACAAUGAUUGCCUUUAUUCUUCGUAAAAUGCAUACAUUUGAAUUAUUUGCAGAUUUUUGGCUAGAUAUGGAGAAGAAAACUUUAGACAUUCCACCUGUGUAUUCACCAAGCAUGGGAAGAGGUAAGUAAACCUUAAGUUGUCAUCGCUUCCUGUUUUAUCUUAUUCUGUGGAGAUUUGAUAAAGUUUUAUAAGUCUGAAUACUUUUGCUCUAGUGAAUGAAACUUCUUCAUCUCACGUGGGGGCACUCUAUCUAACCACUACAGCUCUGUGUAGUCCUUCUGUUUCCUAGAGUCUCUGAGUGCCAUCCUCCUGAUCGUAUGCAAACUAUUUAGAAACUGUGCCUCUCCAUUGCAUCAUGAAGUCUGUCCUUCCACUGUUAAUGAUAAUUCAGAAUUUACCCUUUGUCAUUAUUGUCAAUUUGGUUUGUCCAAUCUGGAUGGCAGCGAUUAGCUGGUAGUUCUGAGGGAAAGACCCCCCCUUUUUUAAAACAGCCAGAUAAUUAACCAGGGAAUUGCACCCAGAAACCGUUCACUGAGCUAUGUAGGUUAUGUUGCUGUGAGUGGAGUACAUUUCAUGUAGGUUCCAUAGGUUAAUGUGCUUCUGUCCCUUGAGAAUAUGCUUUUCAGAUAAAUCAUAACCCGUUACAUUCCGUCUGGGAGCUCUCACUCCAGUUUGUGGUGAAUUCUAGAAUUUAUACUGAUUCACAGAGACAUUUUUUUUUUUUUUUUUAAUCAUUAUAGAUGUUACAUAUAAUAAACAUCUGAAGAGCUCUCCCAUUCUCAUACAGGAAUCAGGCAUAUCUCUUUUCCUGGUGUCCUCCACUCUGCUGCCAGCUGUCAGUGAUUUUGCUAAAAACGUCCAUAAAUGUGUAGUAGUAAUGCCUCAGGAAUGCAUGGCAAUUUAUUAAGUGCCCCUGAUGCUGUUCUUCUUAACACCUUUUACCUCAGAGUAACUGAGAAUGGACGGAAAGUCCUGCCAUUUUAGCUAAGCAUUAUCAGUUAGCAGCACAGUCAAAUCAAAAUAAAUCUGCCUCGCCCCUAACCACCAAGGGCACAAACAAAGGCAAUGAUAUUUUCAUGACAAACUGGCUGUUCAUUCUAAAGUGUGUUUCCAUUUUAAAUCACAUCUCUUCUGAUCCAGAAGUGACCUACAUUCUUUCAUUUAUUUUGUAUUCUUGCUUUUUGUUUCGAAUCUAUUAAGUUAUAAUUUCCUUCUUCUUCUCACUUACAUUGUUUGCUGACAUUUGGUCUACCCUACUGAGGCCUAACUGAUUACAAUGGACAGUUAGUAAGAAAUCAGACAAAGUAUAAAGAGGAUGUGCAGGAGCAGGGGUGGAGUAAUGGAUGGAGCCCUGUUUUCCUGGUGGAAUGGCGAUUUCUGCUUUGCUCAAUUAUGAAUUCUCUUCCUCUCCUUUUCAGGUCACAAUGGAUUAAUGCCACCUUCCCACUUCGAGAUCCCUCGAAGGUUUCCUGCUCCCCCUCCAUCUGUGAGCAUUCCUCCACCACCUUGUCAUCCUACAGUUUAUGAACCAUGGGAAGAUCUGGCAGAGCAGUUAUCACAGCUUAGGAAAGAGAACGAGGAGUUGAAGAAGAGAUGGGUGAGGGGAGAAAGCACAAGAGCCAGGUACCUGUAGCAUAAACAGUCAGAGUAAACAGUCUUUCUCCUCCAGGACUUAUUGCUUAUUGAUGCAAAUCACAAAGAGAAUAUGCUAGAUGGCGAUACUUGUGUUCAACAUCCCAGGCCAUGGAAAUUGGUCUUUUUCCUGUGUACACGGGAAUUUGUUAUGGAUAUGUCGAAAACUAUUGGAGUACAGCCAAGGUACACUAAGGAUAGGGGGAUAACCCCUGAUGGAAAUAAAUUGCAAACAAAGAGGAAAGUGUACCUUAGGAAUAAAGAGGAGGCUAUCACUAGACAACUAAUGUAAGAAUGUAGCGUGGGAAAACCACUAAAUCAUAAAGUAAAAAAUAAAAUAACAAAUGACUUUAUUAAAUAUACUUGUUUAAAAACACAAAAGAAAAAAUAUAGUAAUGAAAAGAAUGGAUCCUACGAUAUGUAAUUAAAACCAGCCAAAAAGGUGCCACAUGAUAAUUUCAAUUAAACACUGAUGUCUCAAAAAUAUGUAAAUAUUGCACCCAGCACACAUCUGUGCUCAAUGAAAAAGGGAGGCAAAGGGGAGAAAUGGUCAAACUAUGUAAUGGCCCAUAAAAAAGACCACCACUCUAAAUCAAUAUGCUGGAAAUAACUGACAAGUGGAUAAAAUUGUCAGAAAAUUGUAGCACUGCUAACUGUAUAACUGACUAGUGGAUAGAAUUAUCAGAUAAUUGUAGAACUGAUUGCUGUAGAAGUCACUGCUUAUAUAUAUAUAUACUCAAACUGCUACAAGGAUACUGAGUACUAAGUUGCAACAAAUGUGGCACUCUCCCCAUCAAUGUCUGCAGCCCGUGAGGUAGAGAAAAAGAGACUAAAUUGCCAUUCGGAAAACAUACAUCUGGGUGCAAAAAUAGUAAGCAGAGACAGAGAGAGGAUGCUAAUACUUCAUACUAAAACUCCCCAUGUGCCUUCAUGGGCACCUAAAGCUAGCGCCCGCUAAAGGUAGCCUAACAGGACAUCAGAAAAAGAAAAAGAUUAGAAGUAGUUAUUAAAUAUAAUAAAUAAAUGGCGGUUGAAUAGCGCCAGGAGUCCCCUGACGCGCGCGUUUUGCCAAAGCUCGUCAGAGGCAAAACGCGCGUGUCAGUUAGCAGUGCUACAAUUUUCUGAAAAUUUUAUCCACUAGUCAGUUAUUUCCAGCAUAUUGAUUUAGAGGAGUGGUCUUUUUUAUGGGUCAUUACAUAGUUUGACCCUUUCUCCCCUUUGCCUCCCUUUUUCACUGAGCACUGGGUGCAAUAUUUACAUAUUUUUGAGACAUCAGUGUUUAAUUGAAAUUAUCAUGUGGCACCUUUUUGGCUGGUUUUAAUUACAUAUCGUAGGAUCCAUUCUUUUCAUUACUAUAUUUUUUUCUUUUGUGUUUUUAAACAAGUAUAUCUAAUAAAGUCAUUUGUUAUUUUAGUUUUUACUUUAUGAUUUAGUGGUUUUCUUACGCUACAUUCUUACAUUAGUUGUCUAGUGAUAGCCUCCUCUUUAUUCCUAAGGUACACUUUCCUCUUUGUUUGCAAUUUGUUAUGGAUAUGUCUUUUAUUAAAUAUGAGGCAUCUAAAACCAUGUUACUUUAGGGUCUAGCAAAACCUCCUACUAGGAUUGAGACAUCUGUCUUUCAAAUGCAUGAAAAAAUGUGAUCCAUGUCUGAUGCCGUCUGACAGGAGUGCAGAGACUUCUUAGACUCUAGGAUCGUCUGCACUCACAACUGAGAGCACCAUCACCCUUUAAAAACAUAAAUAAUUCCAGCUUCAAGAAUGGUUAACUGUUCUAAAGAAGGAUAGGGCACAUGAAGCAUCCAGAUUGCAUUAGUUCUUUUCUUUGACUUGAACACAGAUAUUUGGAAGUCUCAGAUCUGUCUACGUUCCCUAUAGUGUGGGAGAUACCAUGGUGUUGGGAAGCAGCGGAUGAAAAGUGAUCACAAUCUCUAGCUAUGUCUAUGGACUCUGCACACACAAAACUCUGGUCUUCGACUAGGACACAGCCUGCAGACACUCCUGUUUUACCUAUCUACUACCAGUUCCAAUUGUCUAAUCAUGCUUUAUUGACAAUGUUUCCAGUAGGAAUUGGCAGGGUGUUUACUUGUUAUUAAAAUUGGGAAUAACAGGGGACACAAAUCUGUGUUUUGUAUGAUUGUUAUCUUUAGACAAUCAUGGCACCUUCAGUAUGGUCAGCAUUUCCUUUACCAAGUGCUGUGUAAGAAUUACACACAUAUUGGCAUUGGUGUUCUGACUUCCUAUGGAGUAUACAUUCUUAUACAUUCAGUGAUGGGUUACAUUAUCACUAGUUUUUUCUUUAUUGGUAAAGUGAAAAAAAUAAACCUCUAUAAUUGCAUAUAUGGAGAUAUAUAUUCUCAGUGACUGAGGCUAGCUAUUCCUAAAGGGAACUUUCUAAAACAGGUCACUGGACCGUCACCAACCGCAGGCAGAGUUGCAGGCCUUGGAAAUCAUUUCCCAACAAAUGCAGGAGAUCCGUCGGCUAGAGCUGGCAGUGUCAGAUAUUCACGAGAAAGAAGAGAAGCUGGUAAAGCUAACGCAGGAAGUCCAGGAACUGAAGCAGGCUUUGAGAGAGAGCAAGGAAGAAGAGGAGAGGAGAAGGCUGGCAGAAGACCUAGCUACAAGGAAGUACCAGGAGGAGGUAUGUGGUAGAGCUUCCACUUCAAGAUGUGUCUGAUAUGUACAUAAGCCACUGAGUGACUGUCACUUACUGCACUGUUUUGUGGUUCUGUAUGUGGAAUAGAGACCAGCACAGCAAUUUUCAGAGACUUGGGUCAAAAACCCAGUAUAUAGAAUGAUGCUCUUUCACCCGAUGGUGGAAUUGUAUACGUUUCAUUGUAUGCAUGUUGUGGUGCAUUGAUUUAAAAGAAAAUAUCCUAGCCUUGUGAAUUAACUAAGAAUGUUUGUAGUAAAUAUAUAAAUUAUAUUUUAGUUGGAAUGUUUAUAUUGAACAGCAAGAUAGGCUAUGGUGUGCCUCUGUUGUAUAAUGUCACUGGAAACAGUUGAAAGACUUUUAAAGUUAUAUAUUAGUUGAUUCUAUAUUGUGGGAAAAAAUCACCAGGGAUGAUCUGGCCACAGAAUAUUUUAUUGUGAAUUCAAGUCCAAAUAUUACUGUAUAUGUAUCACUUCCUUUGGCAGCUCUGAUUUUGUACUCUCAGCUUUCAGUAAUGUCAGAGAACCACAAGAUGGAGUCAUCAACCCUAAAGCGCCAAGUACAGAUGUUGGAGCUGGAACUAAAAGAGUCACACCAGAAGCAGGAACAGGAAGUGAUAUGCCUGAGACAGGACUUACAAAUGGCCAAUCAAGAGAGAGAGUGCCUGGCAGAGCAGCUAAGGUAUAAGAUACAAGUGGAAUAAGAAUAACACUGCCCUCCAAUACAUAGUGGAGAUAAUGAGCUUGUUUUAACUGGGAAUGGGCAGGUGUAAUGUUGUGCAAAGUUAAAAAACUUAACAUAAAAAUGUUGAUUAGGUGCUUAUGCAAUAUACCAUGCUGAUUAGUGGAAGUUGACAAAUGUACCUCGUCUGUUAUAAAAAAAAAACACAAAGUGUUUGAACCUUGUGUCGACAGUCCUGGCACUUGACACUGAUAUCACCGAUAUUCCUGAAAUCCAAAACUAUUAUCUUUGAAAAUAAAGACAUAUUCAGGACUAACUGCCAUUCUUUGCUCCACAGUCGCUGUCACCUGCAGCUAGAAUCCCAGAAUGCCUUGGUGCAGCAACUUAGAACGUACAUCGGGGAACUGGUUCCAGAUAACAGACGGUUGGAGGAACAGAAGAGAGAGAGGGCGGAGCUUCGGAACACUAUACAGGUGAGGGAAUUCUUCAUAUAUUUUUUCUAUGUUGUUUUUAGAAACUGGUGAUUAUUGUAGAAGGUGGUGUCCACUUCUUACCUCGCUGCCAGUUAGUCCUUGGAAUCUCAGGAGACAGCAGAGAGCUGUGGGUAUAAGGAAGGGGCACCAGAGAAAUUAGACUGUUUUAUAGAAGUUUUUAAAAUGUGAAUGGAAUGCAUAUAGUUAAAGUGAAAUAUUGUCAUUUAGUAUUUUAAUGAAUUACAUUUUAACCUAUAUUUACGUAAGAUUGUAUGUAUUUAUGUUCCUUUUCAGAUUCUGGAGAAGGAGAGGGAGACUCUGCAGACAUCAGUUUCUCUCCUGCACACCCGCUUGUCGUCCCUCACAAACAUCCUGUCCCUACAGGAAACAGAGCUAUGUAAAAAGGUAAAUCCAAGUAAUCCCCGAUUACUGAAUACACAUUCUUAAACAAAGAGGGUAUUGAUCACUUAUAAAAAUGCUUAACUAAAGAGUAAAGUUUGGCUAUCAAAAUUCUUAUUAAUACAUAAUUGUUGUUAAUGGUAAUAUUCGUAUUAUUUUACAUGCACUAUUUGAUACAGAUAAGCUCUGUAACAUAUAACCGAUAUGAUACAAUGAUACAAGCAAAGACAUAGCUAACAUCUACACCAGGGCCGGCCAAAUGGUAGACCACCAAUCCAGUGACAUUAAAUUAUUAGAUUUGUACUGCUUGUCCUGACUUAAAAUCUAAAAUGGUAAUUUAUUCUUUCAAAGGAAGAGAUCAUUAAAAUACAGUGGGGAAUGAUGUCUUCUGGAUGUUGGAUAAUCUGGUAUAAAUAUGGUCUCUUUAGGAAAUCCAUGGAGAUAGAGAGAAGACCCAGCUUUUGUUGUCACGGUGGAGGGAGAAGGUUUUCUCUCUGAUGGUGCAGAUGAAAUCGGAGGAUAUCAACAGGACUAAUGACAGAGACAAGAUCAGGGAGAAGGUGAGUCAGGAAGUAUGAGUGGCAACAAGGGUGGACUGAUUAGAGAUGAUUGGAACAUGAGAAAAGAGGAUGUUGGAGGUAGAGGAGAAGAGGGAAAGCUCGCGGGUGAGAACGAGAUUAGAAUUCAAAAUUAUUUGGUGGAAACAGAACCUGGCUCCUUGCACAAUUGCUUAUAUUUUAUGAAGCUGCAAGCCUGCUUCUUUUUUGCUAUAUGUGUAAUUUCUCACACAGUGACCGGCUCUGAUAUUGUCUAAGCUGUGCCCAUACAUGUUCGGACAGCUCAUGUGAAUAGUGUGCACAUAUGUCAUUUACAAAACAAUGAAUGUGGCGGCUGGCAAACUGCUAGCAAUCAUACAUUGGAUGCUAUCAUCUAGUGAAUGAAACCACUGCUGGGGGCUCCACUACAUUUUCACAAAUCUCUGCUGGAUCAGUCCUCAUAGACCAGAAUGAGAGGCUUCUGAUGUACAGAGCCACUUCCUGUGAUCUGUGCAGAAAUCACUGCUGUUGCUGCUUGCCUUGUGGAUUCACAUGAGCUUCUUUCUUUAAUGCUUUUUUUAUAUCAUACAAUAACCUUGAGCACUUCUAGGGAGAAGGAAAAAAAAAAAAAAAAGAAUGGAAAAGGGUCAGUAAAUAUGAGAGAAUGAAAAAUGGAUAUGCUGAUAUCCAAGAUUGAUAGGGGAACUAGCAGAAAGCGAGAGAAGAAAUGGAAUGGGAACCAAAGAUAAGGAUGUGAACAGUAGAAAGGAAGUAAUGAGGAGAGAUACAGUGGGACAGGACCUAACAAAGAGCAAGUACAGAGGGGAUUGUGAAACGUUUAAAUGACAGGCUGUAAGGAAAAGGGCAAAUGGAAAGCAGACAAGAAAAAAGGAAGAGAAUGCAAGGCAAAUCCGUGCAAAAACUCAUUUUAAGCCAUUCGUCCGAAUAAAAUGCCUAAACGUUAUGAAUGAACCGAAUUUAGUAAUCCAUUCAUUCAACAUUAAGCCAUUUUAUUUGGACACAGGCCUUUUUACAAUGAAUUUUUGCACAUGUCUAACACAAAGCUGAUGAAGUGUGUAGUGAAUAGUGCUGUAAUUCAUCUGGUAAAGGUUGCAUUGUUGUUUUUGUGUUCCUUUAUUUUGUCUUAUCUCAGUAUUUUCCUCCCUGAGUCAGAUCUCCUUGUUGGAAAAUUCCUUGGAAGAGAGUAAUCAGCAGCAGAUCCUUUUAUCUCACUCCUUGCAAGACCGAACAGCUGAACUAGAAAUGGAGCGGGUUCAUAGCAAGGUGACAAUCAUCAGAGCACACAGAACCACAAUGCCUCCCACGCCAUUAAUGUGGAACUCUGUGAUAUGUAUGAGUGUAUGAUCUGUAAUAUAAAGCUUGACCACUUGAGGUCACUGUAAUGUCUUCAACAAUAAUACACAUGGUCCUCAUUAAAGAGACAUUCUGUUUGUAUGUAUAUAUGUGUGUGUGUAUGUAUGUAUGUAUGUAUGUAUGUGUAUAUAUAUAUAUAUAUAUAUAUAUAUAUAUAUAUAUAUAUAUAUCCAAAUAGGUUUUAGUGGGGUAAAAUUGUGAUUGAAAACCCCUUCCACCUGAAGUCUGUGGAUAGUUAAUACAAUGUUAAACAAAAAUCUGCACACCAGUCAAGCCCAGGGACGUAUUAGCCGCGAGGCUAACAAGGCAUUUGCCUUGGGCGGCAUUUUUCAGGGGGUGGCAAAAAACGCCGCCCCCAAAUGCCCAGGCAAAUGCCUUGUUAGCCUUGCGGCUAACUGACCGGCCGGGCGCUGGGCUGGCGGGCGGCGCUGGCAGGCGGCUGGCGAGGGAGCUCUUCCUCUGAGCUGUCUGCUCAGCUCCCUCGCGCGCCGCAGAGUGAGGCUGGGAGCCGGAAUAUGACGUCAUCGACGUCAUCGAGCUGAGCAGACCGCUCAGGGGAAGAGCUCCCUCGCCAGCCGCCUGCCCAGCCCAGCCGGCAACCACUGGACCACCAGGGAGGUAAUGAACCCCUCCCCCCGCAGCACUCCCAAAGGUAAGGAGGUGAGGGGGGGGAGGUAAAUAAAAAAAAUAAAAAAAGUGUUAAUGUGAGUGAGUGAGUGUGUGUCUGUUAAUGUGUGUGUUUUGUGAGUGUGUGUCUAUUAGUGUGUGUCUGACUGUGUGUUUGCCUGUGAGUGUGUGUGUCUGACUGUGUGUCUGUUAGUGUGUGUGCGUCUGUUAGUGUGUGUGUGUAUUUGCCUGUGAGUGUGUGUGUGUCAGUGAGUGUGUGUCUGUUAAUGUGUGUGUUUGUUAGUAUGUGUGUGUAUCUGCUAGUGAGUGAGUGUGUGUCUGACUGUGUUUGUCUGUUAGUGUGUAUGUGUGUGUCUGACUGUGUGUCUGACUGUGUGAGUGUGUUUGCCUGUGAGUGUGUGUCUGUUAGUGUGUGUGUUUCUGUUAGCGAGUGUAUGCGUAUCUGUCAGUGAAUGUAUGUGUGUGUAUUUAGAAGGCGGGUUGGGAGGGGGUUGCGCGGGGGGGGAGCACAAAACCAGGAUACACCACUGGUCAAGCCAUAAGACUUGCUUUUCCCACAGAAAUCCCAAAUCUGCAGUGAUGUUACAACCGCAAAGGGUUCUGGGUGGGCAUAUGCAAAUUAGUUUAACAAAGAAUCACAUUUUUGCCUCAUUCCAUUUUAAACAUGGAUUCCUUUUAAUCUGUGCAGUAUACAACCAUUUAGGAAAAGAUGCAAAGCCAGUGAACCACUUAUGGACAGCUGUUUCAUUGUUAAUGCAACUCAUCAGCAUGAGGUUGGUUACUGGUUUGCUUAUUGAGGCUUGGUAAAGCAAGAAAGCAAGUCUUAUGGCUUGACUGGUGUGCAGAUUUUUGUUUAACAUUGUAUUAACUAUAUAUAUAUAUUAUAUAUAUAUAUAUAUAUUUAUUUAUUUUUCAUUAGAUAUAUCACCACCCCGCCCUAAGCAUACAUUUUAGGGUUUUUUUAGACACUUUUUUUUCUCUUGAAAUCAACAAUUUUAGAAAAUUGCCUGCAGGGGCAAUCAAAGUAAUUCUUUAGUGAAAAUAUCUGAAUUUUAAAUCACACAAAACCUGUUACUCUCACUAGUUACGGUGUGAAUAUAAAUAAACCUAGCAAGUUAUCUCAAAUUUAUUAGAAAAUAUAAUUAAAACUGUUUAGCAUAUAGGUCAUUAAAAUGACCUAAUACAAUAUUAGAAACUUGUAGAAUUCCUUUAUUUAAUCAGAGUUUUUUUUUUUUUCAAUCUAUUGAAUUAACCAAACGUCUAAAAGGUUUAACGCAGGAAGAAACACAGCCGUGAGAACUGUCUGUGUCACUCGCUGCACAGCACUGAGCAUGCUAAUAUAGACAUUGUCACUAGUCAUACUCCAAAUCAAGGGCUAGCAAGGCAAAGAGUCACACAAUGACACUGCUCCUCCUUCAAAAACACUAUUUCUUCUUGUUUUAUAUACAACCCUCUACCUCCCUAAUGCUUGGUUUAAGCCUUUGUGACAAAAUCAGCACUUAAAGGCUGUCUUUUAAAAUCAGUCAUGGCUCCUAUGGCCGGAUUGGUCAGGGGACACCAAACUGAAAUGAAUGAAUUGAUUAGUUCAGGUUGUCAUUUGGAUUGUUCAAGCCAUUAUUAUUAGGUGUUUUUUUUUGGGGUUUUUUUUUGUAAUGUCUUAGAUCUGCGAUUAGGCAUUUUAAAAGUCGAAUAAAAUAUUUUAGUCUCUUUAUGACUUUGUACCAUGUGGGGAUUUUAAUAAGCAACAUGUUGUAAACCGAAGUGAAAAUGGAGGCAAAAAAAGAUUAUCUGACUCUAUUAACCCAGAGCUUUGUUUUCUAGUCUCUGCAGGCUGAACUAUCUGCAACACAAGUUAAUUCUGACGUUCUGCGAAUCAGAGUGGACAAAGCAGAUCAGGUAGUUCUGCAGCUGAAAGCAAUGAUUGACAGGUACGAUUACCAUUUUUUUAAUUAAAUGAUCGAAACGGUUUCAGAAUGGGAAAAUUGUGCUAAACCACGAAAGAAAGGGAGAAACUGUCAAUGUGAUUUCAGUUCAUUGUUAUUUCCAUCAUUAAUUUAACUUAGACUUGGUUUUUGGUCAUUGCUUAUUGUAUAAUAUAGAAUGUAAUAAAAUCUAAACCUACUUUUAAAUCCUCCUGUUAUCAGGCUGCUCGUGGCUGUGUGUCUCUGAUGGCCUAAAGUGUGUCACUGUCACUAUGUCUUCUUGCUGCUUUCAGCCCCCGUCAGGCUGGCUCAUAUCACAAUCUAAUAGCUCUGCCCACAUGGAGAAUGACUCUAUAAUACUGCUAAAUACUUACUUAGAGCAGAGUUGUGUGAAAGACUGUACUGUGACAAUUUCUAUUUGCUAUGCUGGUAGGUUUAAUGUGUUAAACAUUGUUUUUAGAAAUCAAGGUAACUUUCUUUUCUUUUUUUUGUUUUGUUUUUCUUCUUAGAUUCGUUGAAGUGAUGGCAGCUCAGGAGGGGUUGCUAAAAACGGCUCUUUCAAGACUGGUGACUUUGGGGCAGAGGGUUUCAUUUGCUGCUAAGAGAGUAGACGCUACACAGGGUGGGAUACUUACAUGUGUAUAUGUGUUUCCCUUAUUAUGCUCCUUUUCUAAAACAAAGAUUAAAAUGAAUUGAUAAUAGAAAAUGAUAAGCACACGUCUUAAUUUAAUGGCCAUGAAGGAUAGUGCAUUCCAGGGUACAGAAAUAAGCCAAGGUGGUGCCUUAAAAACAACAGAGUAUAUUCACUUAACUACGAAUUGCAGAUCAUUUGCAGAGGACUUUCACAUUUUUGGAGUGUGGAGUUCUAUUUUUCUUCAAUUCUACAACAUAUUUUUCCAGCUUCCCAGCUUGGGCCUAGUCAGUUCUUCACAAGAUUCCCAGUGUGAAUAAAUCCCAAAUUGAAGCUUAUCUCUAGUGCAUCUUUAACAGAACCAAGCCUGUAAUCAUUUUAUUUUUUGAUUCUUCCCUGAAAGUUUGUAGACAAACACGUUUCAUUAGUAUAGUAAUAUAAAUAAAUCUCCUGCUGGUGUCACAGUGGCGUUCAAUGAGUGGAUGAGAUAUAUAAGCAAAUUCUGUGAGAUAAGUUUAAUUCAUUGAAACGUGGUGCUGGGUUGCUGAACAAAGAGCUUACAAUUUACACAAAUAAAGUAUAUGAUGUGCAAUGUGUCUGUUGUUCUCUAGUAGUAAGUAUAUCAAUCUCCAUCUCAGGUCUCGUAGCUCAGAAACUCGCCCUGGGGAAGCUGGAACAGGAACGAGAUGUCAAAGCCAAAGAUGCAGCCACUGAGAGUGACAUGUGAGUUGCCUAUAAUCACAUUAUGGGGAAUCAGUAAGUAGGAGCAGACAGUAAACAGAAUUUCAAAUUUAAGGCUAAAAUUGCUGAACUGCAGGCACAUAGCUGAAUUGGAUCAUUUUUCUAGUUUGGCUAUUUCAACCUUAAAUUUAAAUUUCUCUUUGUGUUCCCACUUUAGUAAAUAACCUGGACAGAUAUUGUAGUAAUACGAGAGAGUGCAACAAAGACACUACAAGCAGUCUCCGAGUACAUGUUUACAUUAUAAACCAGAAGCAGUCUAGAGGAAAGUAACAAAAAUACAAAAUUUCAGUCUUCCAUCCUCAAACUCCAUAUUAUGUCCCUUUUAUCAGAAUUUCUCUUUUGAUAGUUUCUUUUUCUCCCCACUUUAUUUAAUGUGUUAGUGGUUAAAUCACAGUCAUUCAGUGAACACAAAGAGGAAGUGGAUAAUGCUAAAUCAGCUGUUGCACUGUGGAAAAAGAAUAGCUUUAGAUCACAGAGAAGCUAAAUGGAGCAAGAAAUAGAUACUCUGCAUGGUAACAGUGAGCCAAAUACCCAGGAUUCCAUGGUGUAAUACUUACUGAAUGUGUAAUGAAGCUAACUGAAACUCACAGACUAGAGGUUAUUAACUGUGUGCUAACGUAUAGCUCCACUAAUAUAAAUGUCAAAGGACUCUACUAGGAGACUGCUAACUGAACAAAUAGGGGAUUUAGACUAAUUAUCAUGUUAUUUUCUGCAGCUGAUGUGGGAAUUGCAAAUUUGGGCUAACAAAGCAGAGCUGGUAAAAUCUCUGUUUUGUUGUGUUUUUCCAUUUUAUGAUAUUGUGACCUAAGAUUUUAAAUUCCCUGCUCAAAUCUUUACAUUUUCAUCAUUUCUAUGCUGUUAGAGGAAAUGUACCAGUGCUAAUAUUCCAAAAAUGACACUCUGAUCUAGAAUAUUCUAUAAAUAUGUAAAGCUGCUAUAACACCUAGAUCUUAUCUUUUGAAAUAGGAACUGGAAACUUUGGAUAGGUGAAGCGCUAUAUCAAGAUAAUAAUAAGGGUGGAGAUUUUUAAGAAAAAAAAAAAAAAGGAUAUAUAAGACAAUACCUCAAGUGUUCUUAAGUCUAUCUUCCCAGUACUGAAUUUAGUUUCUAUAAAACAUAAAAAACAAACCAAACAUAGUGUAGACUGUAUUAUAUAUUCAAAUGUAACAAGAAAAGGAUAAAUUCCCACUCACACUUUUAAGAGCUAAUGUAUAAUAGCUCAAUAAUAGCGCUCUUGGGGUCCGUAAAGGCGACCCUCACCCUUCUUGUAUGUGGAUGCUUCUAUGCUGUUAGAGUAUAGAUUCGUGCGGCCUUUGGAUUUAAUCACACUGGGAACUGUGCAGAAUUUAAAAGUAAAUUGUGAAUUCUGUACAAAUGUGCUGAGGAACAAUUCUCCAAUUUUAUUAUGCAAUUUCCUUAAUUCUCCACAAUUACCAGGUUAAUGAAGAAAUCUGAUCAUUUUUAUGUCUAUUUCUUUGUCAGAUGUCGUCCCUCCUAUGAGAACCUGCAGCAGGAGGUGAAGUUUUUACAUGAUGAAAGAGACCGUCUGAGUUUAGAACUAAAACGCAGUGCUCUGCUGAUCGAGGGGAAAGUGAAAGAGACUAGAGAAAGAGGUAAGGGGCGAGCCACUAAGAUCCAACCCAAAGAAUACAGGUUGAAGUCUGUCCCUCUGUCUGCAGGGCGAUACACCACCCAGUAAGUAAAAUAGUUCCCUUCAGGAAGACAAUGUGAGAAAGAGGGCAGCUAUGUGGUGCCUAGCCCCCUGUAUGGUGACACACAGUAAGUGUUGGGAUUCUCUGCCAAAUGGUGUCAGAUAAAAAAGCAUCUUCGUUAUUCUGCUACCACGUUUAGAGUACAUCGUAUUGUUGCCCAUAAAGAAGCCUCAGUAAGGUUUAUCGUUCUGUUUGUCACGCUGGCCAUCUUUCUGAUGUUUUGGAAGGUCAUGUUGGUUUAGCUUUUUUUUUUUUUUUAGCGGAGGCAGAAUUAGCAGAAUGGCAGCACACUGCGUCCAAUUUACGGCAGUCUCUCCGUGAGGCAGAGCAGAUAGAACACGAGCUGAAAGAGAAAAUGAAAGAGACCGAGACGAGACUUCAGGAGACCUGUGAGAUUGAGGCCCAGCUCCAGGAACAAUUGCAUGUACAAAAGACGGCGUAUGAGACAGGUACGGGAGCCCUCUAUAAACCUGCAGUGGAGGAGGUACUUUUCUAGGCCUGGGAUUUAUGCAGAGAUAUUCUAGGGGAGCGACAAAUCGGGGUACAAGUGUUGUGAGUAAUUUUAAAUGCACUCUUUGACCUUGCUGUGUGAAUGGUGAUAGCAUUGACUGAAUGUCUUCCCUCUCAGAAAUGCAACGUAAAGUGAGUGAGGCGGAAGAGAAAAUGACACAGCAGCUGGCUCAGAUGGAGAAGCAUCUACACGAGGCGAGAAGAGAGCACACGAAAGCAGGUAAACUCACUAGAAGACAUUAUAGAAAAGGGUCGCUGAAACAAGUGUAAGACAAUUAUGUAAAUAUAUGUUACGCAAAAUAAUGAACCACAUCUCUCUGCACAGGAACCUUUGAUUUGGUCUCUGGUUUACAUUUCAUUUGUUUUGCGGAGGUUCUCACAUUAAUGCAGAAAGUUUGAGAAAGCACGGAUUUUAUUUCUCGUUGUUUUUAUUACUUUGUUGCAUUUUGUUUAUUUAAUAAACAAACCGUGUCCCCGUAGUGGUUGCUCUCCGUCAAUCAGAACGUCAGAUGCAGAGAGAGAAAGCUCGGACCCAGGAGACUUUGCACACAAUGGAAGAAGCUGCAUGUCUGCGGGAAAAACAGCUGAGUCGGCAGCUAUGGGAAGCUGAAAGGGACAAAAACCUUAUGAUUGUAUGCUUGUCAUUUCUAUAUACAGUUUAUUAGGUCCGAGCAGGCAUGGGGGGACCGACAAGUGAAAAAAUUAACUCCAUUUAUAUACUGUCUCUAACCAUCCCUAUAGGCCACGUUGAGACAAGAGGGCUUAUUAACCACGUACCAGAAGAACAGGUCGUCUGCUAUUAAGUCUAUAAGGAAUGAAAAGGAACAAUCCGGAUCAGAUUAUCAGACUCUAGGACCCAGGCCAGGUCCUUCUUCCAGAGGUCGGUAUUUUUAUUUUGCUAACUUAGAGCAAAGUACAGGUUUUUUGUUUUUAUACUAAAUAUACAAAUCAUGAAUGUCUGUGUACGUCAAUUGUGAUCCAUGCCACCAAGGAGACGCAUCUGAAUGAACAUUGUAUAUAGCAUAGGUUUCAAUAAAGGCCAGAAGUUAGUCACUGGCAUAGAUCACCCAUGGUGGCAAUACAUGACCUUUGUGUUUUGUUUUUAAUUUUAUGCCUUUUUUUUUUUUUUUUUUAAACUAAAUUGAGUGUCCUUAGAUGCUGCUACAAAACGAUUUAUAAUGAAUUGUAAAAUCCGCCAUCUGCCUAUCUCUUUAACUAGAAUCCAUUUCGGCAAUGCUGGCCAAUCUUCAGAGUCUUGGAGAUACACUACUGACUGAGGAAGAGGAGGCAGACGAUGAGGAACAUGUUAAUCCACAGACAAAAUAAAGGCUAGUUUUAACAUCCACUUAGUGGAGUAGUUGCCACAGUCAGGCAAAAGGAGGCACAAGUCAAGGUCCCCACACAGGACAAAACCUUUAAAACUUUGCAGAGUGCCUUAAUGCCUGAGGGAGUGUUUAGACAAAGCCUGGCACUUUUCAGUGACUCAGUACGCAUAUAGCUUGGCAUUUCACCUGAUGCUAUACCGGGCUGGCAAAGCAUGCCUGUAUCAGGACAUGCUAAAGAUAAAUGUAUGAACUAUCACAUUUGAGGAUCACAAAACAUGAAAAAUAACUUUUGCUUCUUGUGUUGGCAUUUGAAAAACAUUCUCCUGUGCCUGACUUGUAGCUGGACACCUCCCAGCCAUGCCAUUGCUGAGUAAGGAAUCCCUGUUUGCACAUGAAUUCAGUACAGAACUUGUAAUAGAUGUGAGAAUUUUGAGCAGAUCAGAUCCUCCAUCUGUUGCUAGACUGAGAUUGUAACGGAGGUGUGGUACUAGCAUGUAUCUGUAAGUACAUGAGGUUUCUAAAUGUAUUAAGUAAUGUCACAUGGAAUUUACCAGAACUACAAAUGUUUAUUUUAUGUGAAAAAUAAAUUAUUCACAAACUGUUUCUUCUACGUAAACAUUAACCUAUUUAGUGGAGUUAUCGAUUGCAGGUAAAACCCCUUCAGUGACUUAGCUGUAUCCAGCGCUAAUGUCCCUCGGCGCUGGUUCAGGGUCCAUCCACGCUCCUCCCCUGCUGACGUCUGAGACCUAUUGCGCAUGCGUGGCCGGCGGCGAUGGGAUACCUAAUGCGCAUGCGCGGAAUUAGACCUCCCCAUAGGAAAGCAUUGAAACAUGCUUUCCUAUGGAGAUUUCAGCGACGCUGGAGGUCCUCACAUAGCGUGAGGACGUCCAGCGACACACGAAAUGUGUGCUAUAAACUCGGAAGUGCCCUCUAGUGGCUGUCUACUAGACAGCCACUAGAGGAGGAGUUAACCCUGCAAGGUAAUUAUUGCAGUUUAUGAAAACUGCAAUAAUUACACUUGCGGGGUUAAGGGUAGUGGCGGUUGGCAACCAGACCACUCGAAUGGGCAGAAGUGGUCUGGGUGCCUGGAGUGUCCCUUUAACUACAUAUCUGCUAACUUAAAAUCUAUUUGCCUGAUGACUUAAAAAGACAGCCAAGAAUGAUGUAUUUUAGGUUUAAAAAAAACGAAGUUUGGAGGAUUGUGGUUUUACAGAAUAUUAUUUCGGACCAAUCACACAAGAUUGUGUGGAUUCCUGGGAUUUCCAGUUUUUUAGUGAGCUCUGUUCACUUAAGGCAGGAGAUUCUCUUUCUGUUUAGUGGAUUCUGGGAAAGAUUAUUCUACAUUACCUCCCCACAGCUGCUAACUGACCAUUCUAUUCAUAAAACUGGCAAAUAAUAUACAAAUAUCUGGAUGGACAGGAUAAUGUAACUCACAGCUUAUCAGAGGGGCCAAAAGCUUUGGCAAUGCUCCAGGUUUUGUUCAGCAAACCGUAACCACUACAGUAAGUUGUAAUAUAAUGUUAAAGUGACCCUUUCAUGUAAACAAGUGCUGGCAUGUUCUUAAGCUUAGGUAUAGCUUGAAUUUUACAAAUUCACAGGUUGUGGUCCAAUAUAAAUUUAAAAACAUAUAUUUCCUUUUGCGACAACCAUUUGAUCUAACCAAUAUGAGAUACAAAUGUAGUAAUUUUAACACAGAUUAAGUAUUUUAAGUCCACUUAUUAAUGACAAUAGGAACAUUUCUAAGGCAAAGUACUUUCAGCAUGGAAACUAAUAUAUCUACCAUGUGCUUCUCCAAUCACACUUUGACCCAGAUCGGCUCCUGAAUUCAGCUAAGCAGCUCUAUAUGUGGAAUGGACAACUGCACAGCUGUAAUUGGCCAUAUUGUAACAAGAUACUGGUCAGUUCACUGCCACUUCCUGUGUAAACCCUUUGUUUUUAUUAUUUUACAGCUCAUUGAUGUCAGAGUGGGUCAGGGCAGGCUUCCUUGCUAAUCCUGUAUUGUGUGAUCUGUGUAUAAAUGCAUUAAAAGGUGCUUACUGAAGGUCUUGGAUACUUGGCGAGCACAACGUAGCAUUAAUCUGAAAAUAACACAUUAAUAAAACCAUUUCUUCAAGGGUUUUUAGCAUGUCUAAACCUUCAUCUGUCACAGGGUUUUCUCUGUCUGUUUAUAUAAGUUCUUGGUUGAAGCACGCUCACACAAUUCACUAAAUAGAAAU
Messenger RNA from Pelobates cultripes (western spadefoot toad), 22205 nucleotides. The record is from the annotation of a GenBank genome assembly. NCBI's taxonomy places the organism in Eukaryota, Metazoa, Chordata, Amphibia, Anura, Pelobatidae.